AUGUUAUCGAAAACAUGUAUGCUAGUAAUGCUUAUGCUGUGGUGUGCCACAGUGCAUUGCUUUCCACAACGACAAGUGCGUCAAACUGCUGGUCAAUUCGGUGCUGGGGCUGCUCAGUCAGGCAAACCAAACCCCGGUGUGACAGCAAUCGGCAGUGGAAACAACAUAAACAACUUUGGCAUUAGCGGUCAGGCAGGUAUCGGCAUUCCUGUGUACAAUGGUGGAAACAAUAAGCCUUCUGUAGGAGUUGGAGCAACAAUAGGCGGAAGCUUUGGCGUUUCCAAUGGUCAAUCUUUCGGGUCGAAACCCAAUUAUGGUGUUGGAGUGGGUGUUAGUUUCCCAUUUGGACGCAAGUGA
Molecule: messenger RNA, 357 nt
Organism: Adineta steineri
Lineage: Eukaryota; Metazoa; Rotifera; Eurotatoria; Adinetida; Adinetidae
Source: the annotation of a GenBank genome assembly